AUGGCGAAACCCGAGCUCGCGCCGGCGCGCGCAAGCGCCGUAAAUAAAGAGGUCGCCGAGAGCGGGCCGGAAGCGUCUCGGGCGUCGAAUCCGUCUCCUUCGCGGCCCUCUGCGUCGCGUUUCUCUGCGGAGAGCGCGGAUUCGGUUUUUCCUUCUCUCGCGUACAAGGAGGAAGUUGUCGAUGUGCUCAUGAGGGAGGAUGCGCUGGCAGUUUUGGCGAAGGGCCUGGACGUCCACGGCGUUCUUCUGCUUCUGCUUCGCCGUCUCCAGUGCCGCAGAAGGCCCCGGAGAACCUCCUCAAGGGAGCACGCGAACAACUCCGACGGGCGGGCACCUGCAGCAGACGGCAGCGUCGGAGCGGCUAGCGAAAGGAGCUCGGGAGUACGCACACCUGGAGACGCCGGAAGAGCUACACUCGGGGCCCGGAGUUCGCAAGACGCAGUGGGCAGUUUGGCGUCUCCGAAGCUCAUCUUCGUGUUGAACGUUUCUCAGGAAGAGUGCGAGCUGCUUCAGCUGCGGCAGCUGCAGCUCGAGCAACAACUCGCCGAGCGCGCGCGCCUGCGGCAACUCAUUCGAGAGCAGCGGUUGCGUCAGAGUGAGCAACCGGGAGGAGGUGCUUCCGCAGUCAGCGACGCGCCUGCGCCAGCAGGUGUCGCCGCGUCGCCCGUGUCUCCUUCUUCCGGUGCUGCCUCGUCUGCGUCGUUUUCGGCGCUGCCGCGGCCGCUCCUGCUGCGCUACGUCGGCAGCGGCACAGGGGCGAGCUGCGAAGGGUCGAUGACAUGGGCACAGCGCGAGAAGCUCUACGCGAAGGGCGGUUGUUUUUCGGUCUCCUCUCGCGUCAUGGUCGGCGACUUGCUGUCGGGAAAGCUGCCUCCGGAGGUGAUUGACUGCAUCGUCGUGAUGCACGCCGACACCGUCUGUCGCGGCUUCAGCGAGGCCUUCAUCGUUCGGCUCUACAGACAGCGCAACCGGCUCGGCGGCCUCAAGGCGAUCUGCGACAAUCCGUCGGCCUUCUUCUCCUCCUCCCUGAGCCGGAAAUACAAUAUCUCCAUCUUCGGCCUCCUCGAGCGAACGAUGAAGCAACUCUGGCUGCAGCGCGUCCACCUCUUCCCGAGAGACGCUCCAGUCGUCCAGCGGAGCCUAGAAGCUGCGUCGCAACCUGAGAGCCUGGAGGUGCUUCUGCGGCCGUCAACAGCGACUCUGGAAAUUCAGCAGGCGAUCACGCUGCUGCUUCAGUCGGGGCUCGACUUCCUCAAGCGCAUUCGCGCGCUGAACCUCGACAACCUGUACGACGCGCGCUCACUCAUCCUCGGCGGCCGCGCCGCAGUCGCCGAGCGCGCCGCGGAGCUGCUCCAACAGCUGGCAGCCUCCAAGGAGGAAGGCGCGGGGCCGGAAGGCUCCGGCGGGCCUGGCGCCCCGCGAGAAAGCGGGGCAGGCGGCCCCGGGGCAGCCGGAGGCCGGGCCCCCGCCCCGGGGGCUUCGGCGCCCAGUCUCGCGGAGGGAGGCGAGGGCAGCGCGAACACCUUCGUCGCGUCGGUCAAAGAGAGCGCCGAAGCUCUCUGGCACAAGCUCGAUGGAAAAACGCGGCAGUUCGUGGCGGACUUGAGCGUGCUGCGGAAUCUCCUCUGGCGGCUCUACCGUCUCGACGCAGUUGCCUUCUUCUCCCUGCUCGAGUCGCUGAAGGCCUCCAAAGUCCUCGAUGCCGGAUGGACGUGCACCACUGAAAUGCACAUUCUCUUCAAUCGCGCUCAAAGCAGGGUCUUCUCGCUGAAGCGUGUGCCGCACAGCGAGGCCCUAGGCUCUCCUUCCAAGCUCGCGAAGCCGCGCGGGGGAGAGCGCGCCGCGGCUUCCUCACUCAAAUCCGAGGGCGAGGCGGCAGAAGGAGACGCUGACGUCGUCUGCGUCGGGGUAGCGAGCGAGGCAGAGGACGCGCAGACUUCGGCAGUCGUCGGGCGGGCGGCGACGCAGCCGAGGGGGGAGGGCAACUCUGAUCGCUGCGAGCCUGUGGGCGCCUCCUGCGGCGCACCAGCCAAGCGGGAGCCGACAGGAGGACACGAGGCCUCCGUCUCUUCUCUGGCGGUCUCUGCGGGCUGUGCGGCGACUGCCUUCUCGCGCUCGCCAGCCUGCUCGCUAACUGCUCCUCUGACUGCGGCUGCUUCGCGGGAAGCCCUCUGGGUGAAGAAGGCCGUUUUGGUACACGAGCCGAACGCCAAGUGGGAGUGGCUUGUGCGGUUUCUUUGGCACUGCACUGUCAGCGACGAGCUCUACGAGAAGCUCCUGCGCGAGCAGCGCCCGCGAGACGGCGCGAGCGGCGCAGAAGGUGGUGGUGCGGCGCAGGCGGUGUCGGCGGCGGCGGGCGAGGCAUCUGCGCUUGGCAACAAGCGCGCGCGAGGCGAAGCUGAAAGCUCAGACGCGGCGGGUGGAGCGGCGGGAGGUGACGAGGAGACAGGGGAGUCGCGGGCCUCGGGGGAAGGACGCAGAGAGGAGGAACGAUUCUUGGCGAUCGAGGACGUGGAACCGCGGAGCGCCAAGAGGCCGCGGAGAAACGAAGCCCCGGCGACGCCAGGUCUCACUUCUCUUCCGUCCCCAGCGUCUUCUUCCUCUUGUUGUUUUUCUCCUUCCUUUUCUGAUCGUUUCUCUUCUUUUUCCUCUAGUUCGACGUCUUUUUUGUCGUCUUCUCUCUCUUCGCCUGGCGUGGGCGGGGCGCCGCUUUCGAGCGAGGCCCUGGAGAGCUCGGCAGCGGCGGGUGGUGGGGCGGAAGGCGACGCGAUGGAGGACGACGAUGGCGAGCGCAUGCGGAGGCGGAAGCUGGUCUUGGGGGGCGAGCCCGACGCAGGCUCGAGAGCCGAGUCUGACGACGGCGAAGUGGUGCCCGAUGACCCAGACGCGGAAAACGACUCAGAUGGGAGUGACGACGCGGGCUGCAAGGGCAGGGCGGUGAAGGCUGAUUCCGCCUUGUCGUCUGUCGCCUUUUCUUCUCCCUGCCUCGCGUCGCCGGCCUCCUCUCCCCCCUCUACGGGGUCGGCUGCCUUCGCGCCGUUUCGGCCGCGCUACCGGAUUUUAUUUCUUGUCGAGGACGAGGCGACGCAUCGUCAGCUGCGUCUUCUCUUCAUGCUGGGCUCCCGCCGCCUCCUCCUCUCUUCGCUGCGUCAGCAUCUCUUCUCCUCUUCUUCUCCCUCUUCAUCUUCCUCUUCUUUUUCGUCUUCCUCUUCUUCUUUGGCGUCCGGUGCCGCGACGGGUCCCGGCGCGCCUGCGGCUGCCGCACCUCCGUCCUCCGCCCUCGCCGCAGCCUUUCUUCCGCUUUUCUCUCGAGGCGUGGCGCGCGUUCGCCCCUCGCCCGGCGACCGCGAGAGGGACAGGGACGGCCGCGGCGGGGGGCGGCUGAGCGAGACGGCGCAUCUGCUGCGGCUCGCGCUGCGAGAAGAAGAAGCGAAAAGCUCGCCGUCGGUCUCCUGGGCGCAGGCGAUGGAAGACCAACUGCUCACCGACCGCGUCAUGCGAAAAAACGUCGCGAGACGAACGCGGAAACUUCGAAUUCGCCCGACGCCGUUCAUCGUGAGCGCAAGCGCGGGCGUCGGCGCCGUGGCGUACGCGCUGCGGGAUAUUCUUCCGCACGCGGUAGUUCUCGUGGAUCCCCAGCCGUCGCUCGUCCGCGAAGUCGAGGUCUUCUGCGCCGAGCGCCGGUCGCUCCACGGCCUCCUCGAGGAGGCGCGGGGCCUCGCGCGGCUGGAAGCAGAAAGGGCGCCACAGGGCGCAGCGACAGCGCAGGGCGCAGCGACAGCGCAGGGCGCAGCGACAGCGCAGGGCGCAGCGACAGCGCAGGGCGCAGCGAUAGCGCAGGGCGCAGCGACAGCGCAGGGCGCGGGGGAAGCGAAGGCCGGGGCGCACCCCACAGACCCACAGCCCAAGACGGAGACCCGCGCCCAAGCCCCAGAAGAGAGACCAGCGGAAGUUCUGAGCGACGACGAUGUGCAAACGCUUGCCGUGCAUCGCAGGCCCGCUGCGUCCUCUUCGUUCUCGUUCACGAGCGGAGCCUCGGCUUCACCACUCGCCUGCGCUGCCGCAAAGUCGCCUUCCCGCGCGUGCGGCGGCGCGGCCUCGUCUGCGCCGCCGUCGGAAGGCCGCGCGGACGCCCUCUUGUCGGCGUUCCCGCCGUAUGUAUUCUCCGGCGGUGAUCUGCGCGUGUUUGUGUUGGUGCUGCAACAGUCCGUGGAGCUUCAGCAGUAUCUGUCCAACAUUCAGGUGGAGAAGACCGCCUGGCGGAUGCUUUUUCAGCAGAAACAGCACCUCCUCGUUCCACUCGAUGACCUGCUAGCUGCGACACCUCUCCCGCCUUCGCUGUCUCCGUCCUCGGAGUGGGAUGCGCUUCUCGCCGCGCGGCGUGAAGACGAGCGGGCGCUUCUCGCGUCGCAGGCGGCGGACGCGAAGCGGCACGGGGGAGGCUGCGACGAGGCCUCCGCUGAAGCGGCGCCUCCGCCCGAGGGGGAGUGGCUCUCGCCGGCGUGUCGCCCGCACCCGCUCUUCGGGCGAGGCCUCACGACCGCGGAGACCGCCGCGAUUGGGCUUCAGUGGAAGCAGCAGUUGGGCGCGAUGGGGGUCGGCAGCCAGGGGCUCGACUCCUCGCGCAGAGGCGGAGGCCGCGAUGCGUUUCUCAGGCAGCAGCUCGAGAAGGAGUUGAAGCGGAGGGGCGCCGAAGGCGACGCAACAAAGCCCGGCGGCGGGGGAGACAGGCCGGCGCAGGCCAGCGGCGGGCGCGGCGAAGGAGAUAGACUCGUGUCCGCCGCUGCCUUGGAGCUUCUUCAGCCCAAGGUCGUCGUGGACAUGCGCGAAAUGCGCUCGUCGCUUCCAUUCGAACUCUUCUGCAAGCGUCUGCGCGUGGUGCCGCUCACCUUCGGAGUUGGCGACUACGUGCUCACGAGAGAAAUCUGCGUAGAGAGGAAAGCGAUUUUUGAUUUGUGGCAGUCGCUGCUUUCGGGGCGACUGUACCAGCAGGCGCAGCUGCUGUGCCGCUACUACCGGUGUCCGACUCUGUUGAUUGAGUUUGAGCGCGGGCGGCCUUUCUCGCUCGUGGGGUAUCCUGGAUUGCCGCUUGAGGCCGAGAGUCUGCGGGCGCUGGGGAACACUGCGAUCGGCUGCUGCUCGCUGCUUCACAAGCUGCUGCUGCUUGUCCUUCACUUCCCGGCUCUCCGACUCAUCUGGGCUCCGCACACGGCCUUCGCUGCAAACCUCUUCAUCGCUCUCAAAACGGGGCGCGAGCAGCCGGACGUCAGUCGCAUCGAGGCGAUCGACCGCGAGUUCCUCGUGGAAGGCGACGACGCGGAAGACACGCGGCGCGCCCUGAAGAUGCGCCCACACACGUCCUUUCAGAGCACCUUUGCGAUGCUGGGCAGCAAGGCGAAGUUGUCGAGCGCGAAAAACGAGGACGACAAGCUCGCCGCAGACGCCUUCGAGCUGCGCGAGACGAUUUCGCUGCUGGACGAGGAUGAAGAUACCGACGGCGCGCGCGCGGGCAGCCCGCCGAGGCGCGGCGAUUCCGCAGCGACGCCCCAGGAGGGCGCGUCGGCUUCCGCUUUGGCAGCCACGACCAGCGAGGCGUCGAGCAAGGGGGAAAGUGAAAGCAAGCUCGGCAGUCUCGCUGCUGCCGGCAGCCAGCUGCAGCUUGUCCGGGGACAUUUAGACCGGGGCGGUGCGAAAGGUCGAGCCUCCGCGGGGUUGCGCGAGGUGAGGACAGGAUCUGAGAAAAAAGGCUACGCAAGAGGCCGACAGAGGCAGCUGGCUUUCUGUCCUGCGUCGUCAUUCGACGGCGGAAAAAAAGGCGCGGCCUCCGCCGAGAAGGCCCUCGUGGCUGUCUCUGCGGGGAACCACAGCCGCAGUCAGACCAGCCUCGCGAGCGGCGAGACCUCUCCCGCGCUUCGCCCGGCCUCAGCGGCGACAAACUCUGCAGCGGUCGACUUUCUCCGCCGCCUGCCGGGCGUGACUAGCAAAAACAUCAAUCUCAUUGUCUCGCGGGUGCCCAGUCUGGCGGAUCUCGCCGCCAUGUCGGAGAAGGAAUUGAAGAAUUUGAUGGGCGAGUAG
Messenger RNA from Besnoitia besnoiti, 6075 nucleotides. RefSeq lists its product as uncharacterized. Gene Ontology annotation, cellular component: nucleotide-excision repair factor 1 complex. Gene Ontology annotation, molecular function: single-stranded DNA endonuclease activity; single-stranded DNA binding; damaged DNA binding. Gene Ontology annotation, biological process: double-strand break repair via homologous recombination; resolution of meiotic recombination intermediates; nucleotide-excision repair involved in interstrand cross-link repair. The transcript is spliced from 10 exons. Bases 1 to 6075 code for a protein of 2024 amino acids. NCBI's taxonomy places the organism in Eukaryota, Apicomplexa, Conoidasida, Eucoccidiorida, Sarcocystidae. The record is from RefSeq and is a predicted model, not a curated record.